Hirundo rustica (Barn swallow) is the source of this 3297-nucleotide messenger RNA. RefSeq names its product solute carrier family 9 member A8 (gene SLC9A8). Gene Ontology annotation, molecular function: sodium:proton antiporter activity. The coding region runs from base 62 to 1810 and encodes 582 amino acids. The transcript is spliced from 16 exons. Lineage: Eukaryota; Metazoa; Chordata; Aves; Passeriformes; Hirundinidae. Gene Ontology annotation, biological process: proton transmembrane transport; regulation of pH; sodium ion transport. Gene Ontology annotation, cellular component: Golgi apparatus; membrane. The record is from RefSeq and is a predicted model, not a curated record.
GCCCUCCCGAGCGCCGGAAGCGGCGGCGCGCGGGGCGCCGCGGGAGCGUCAGCCCGGCAAGAUGGCGGAGUCUGCAAAUGCCACCCAUGAAGUCAUCAAUGCCACCCUCCACGCCUUGCUGGCCGCUACUACCAAGCUGGUGGCACCUACACCUCCCAAACCCAUCCUUCCAGUUCAGACUGGAGUCCAGGCACAGCAAGAGGAACAGUCUAGUGGCAUGACGAUUUUUUUUAGUCUUCUUGUUAUAGCUAUUUGCAUCAUAUUGGUGCAUUUACUGAUAGAAUACCGGCUUCAUUUUUUACCAGAGAGCGUGGCUGUUGUUUCCUUAGGUAUCCUGAUGGGAGCUUUUAUAAAAAUCAUAGAGGCUCAAAAGCUGGCCAACUGGAAGGAAGAAGAAAUGUUUCGUCCAAAUAUGUUUUUUCUGCUUUUGCUUCCACCUAUUAUAUUUGAAUCUGGAUAUUCACUGCACAAGGGUAAUUUUUUUCAGAACAUUGGUUCCAUCAUUCUGUUCUCAGUAUUUGGCACUGCCAUAUCAGCUUUCAUUGUAGGUGGAGGAAUUUAUUUCCUGGGCCGGGCUGAUGUAAUUUAUAAACUCAACAUGACAGACAGCUUUGCAUUCGGCUCUUUAAUAUCUGCAGUUGACCCUGUGGCUACUAUUGCCAUUUUCAAUGCCCUUAAUGUGGAUCCUGUGCUUAACAUGUUGGUUUUUGGAGAAAGUAUUCUCAACGAUGCAGUCUCGAUUGUCCUCACCAACACAGCAGAAGGUUUGACGAGGGAAAAUAUGUCAGAUGUAAGUGGAUGGCAAACCUUUCUGCAGGCACUGGGAUACUUCCUCAAGAUGUUCUUUGGCUCUGCAGCACUUGGCACACUUACUGGUCUUAUUUCUGCAUUAGUACUAAAGCACAUUGAUUUAAGGAAGACACCUUCCCUAGAAUUUGGGAUGAUGAUUAUCUUUGCUUACCUUCCUUAUGGCCUCGCAGAAGGGAUCUCACUCUCAGGUAUCAUGGCAAUCCUGUUCUCUGGCAUCGUGAUGUCUCACUACACACACCACAACCUGUCCCCGGUGACGCAGAUCCUGAUGCAGCAGACACUCAGAACUGUUGCUUUCAUGUGUGAAACGUGUGUUUUUGCAUUUCUUGGCCUGUCAAUUUUUAGUUUUCCUCACAAGUUUGAAAUGUCCUUUGUCAUCUGGUGCAUAGUGCUGGUUCUGUUUGGUAGAGCAGUGAAUAUUUUUCCACUUUCCUACCUACUCAACUUUUUCCGUGACCAUAAAAUCACUCCCAAGAUGAUGUUUAUCAUGUGGUUUAGUGGAUUGCGUGGUGCCAUUCCCUAUGCCCUCAGCCUCCACCUGGGCCUGGAGCCCAUCGAGAAGCGGCAGCUCAUCGGCACCACGACCAUCAUCAUCGUGCUCUUCACCAUCCUGCUGCUGGGAGGGGGAACCAUGCCCCUCAUCAGGCUCGUGGACAUCGAGGACUCCAAACCACGCAAGAGGAACAAGAAGGACGUCAAUCUUAGCAAGACAGAGAAGAUGGGAAACACGAUAGAAUCCGAGCAUUUAUCAGAGCUCACAGAGGAGGAAUAUGAAGCCCAGUACAUAAAACGCCAGAACCUCAAAGGGUUUAUGCGCCUUGAUGUCGAGUAUUUGAAUCCUUUCUUCACCAGAAGACUCACACAAGAGGACCUGCACGACGGGCGCAUCCAGAUGAAGACCCUGACCAACAAGUGGUACGAGGAGGUGCGGCAGGGCCCCUCGGGCUCCGAGGACGACGAGCAGGAGCUGCUGCAGCAGAGCGGGGCCGGGGCGCGCUGAGCCCCUGGCAAGGGCACAGAGCCCCACUGCACAGACCCCCUCUACACAGAGCCCCGCUGCACAGAGCUCUGCUGCUCAGAGCCCCUCUACACAGAGCCCCUCUGCUGCACAGAGCCCCUCGACACAGAGCCCCUCUGCGGCAUAGAGCCCCUCUGCUGCACAGAGCUCUGCUGCUCAGAGCCCCUCUGCCGCUCAGAGCCCCUCUGCUGAGCCAGGGGAGCUCGCAUUGCAGCCGUGUCCUGUGCCCCUCUCUUCGCUGAAGCCCACGGCUCUGUUGCUGUUCAGGAGGGGAAGCACACGAGGCUCGCAUGCUGCUCGGGCUGAGGGAAGCGCCUCCGCUUGGCAGAUUCCGUGCUGCCCGUUGAAGAGCAGAUGCGCCUGCCGUGAAAUGGUGACAUUGUUAACUGGGGGGGCUUCUUGCCAUCCCAAACCUGCUGCGACCACACGCUGCGGUACAGGGCCCUUGGGUGGCUCUGCGAAACAGGACGAGUUGCACUUUACCUUUUAUAUAUAUGUAUAAAAACACAUUCAUUCGCGGCAUGAAGAGUCUUGACAGUUCAUACUGUGAAUUUGUUUCAGCGCUAGUAAGGGAAUCUGACUGGAAGAAACGUGUAAUUUAUGGAAUUUGCACAUUUUGAACCCAGAAAAGAUGCAUACCUUGACGAGAGCAGAUGUUGCACAUACAGGGAAUCACCUCUGAAAAUGUAGUUUUGUGACAUAAGAAAUUUUUCAUUUCUGUUUUAUGGGAUUUUUUGGUUUUAGGGGAUCUAAUCCACAGUACUGAUUACAGCAUGUUUUUGGGGAAGUGGGAGCCUGUGACAGCACAGAGCUGCGUUUGAAAUUGUAGUUUCUUUUCUCUGGCUAAAGCCAGUUGCAGUUGGAUUUCUGUAAUUGGCACUUGCUCCUUGCUGGCACUUGGCUUCGAAUCUUAGAAAAGAGCAGCUUCUGUUUUCCCUAAUUUAUGAAGUGUCCCUAACACUCCAGAAUUCACCAGCGGAAUUUUUAGGCUUCAGUGGAAGCAAAAGCAGCGUGUACCUGAGGAAAAGGAGCCUACAAAGUCUAAUCCAGGUACAAGAUUAAUAUUGCACGUGGCUGAGGGAGCCUCUGCUGGGAAGUGCCAGACAGCUUGCAUUAAGCUGUCCCGUUUUUCUCUGCUGCUUACACUGUUUCAGAAUUUGUGGUGUCACUGCGUUUGUUCUCCGUGGCUGUGUUUGCGCAGCGUUGCCAACACCUGAACGUGUUUGUUGCGCAUUUGCCACGGUGACACAUGCAGCAGUUUGCUCCCACUGCCAAAUUCCUCCUUGGUUAUUUGCAUAUCCACUGUCAGGAUGUGAAUUACAGUUCAGCGCCUAAAUCUGACGUGCAAAUGCACAUGUUUGUUUCUGAAGACGUGAGACAUAGUUUGGGUCUGGUUUUGCUACUGAGUUUUUUAAUCCACUGCUUACCUACUGAGAGAAUAAAAGUUGAAGAAUGUAUUCAGAAUCCUG